Talpa occidentalis (Iberian mole) is the source of this 4122-nucleotide messenger RNA. RefSeq names its product extracellular leucine rich repeat and fibronectin type III domain containing 2 (gene ELFN2). The record is from RefSeq and is a predicted model, not a curated record. Gene Ontology annotation, cellular component: plasma membrane. Gene Ontology annotation, molecular function: protein binding. Bases 6 to 2456 code for a protein of 816 amino acids. NCBI's taxonomy places the organism in Eukaryota, Metazoa, Chordata, Mammalia, Eulipotyphla, Talpidae. The transcript has a single exon.
GCGCCAUGCUGCGCCUGGGGCUGUGCGCCGCGGCGCUGCUGUGCGUGUGCCGGCCGGGUGCCGUUCGCGCCGACUGCUGGCUCAUCGAGGGCGACAAGGGGUACGUGUGGCUGGCCAUCUGCAGCCAGAACCAGCCGCCCUACGAGACCAUCCCGCAGCACAUCAACAGCACCGUGCACGACCUGCGGCUCAACGAGAACAAGCUCAAGGCCGUGCUCUACUCCUCGCUCAACCGCUUCGGGAACCUCACCGACCUCAACCUCACCAAGAACGAGAUCUCCUACAUAGAGGACGGCGCCUUCCUGGGCCAGUCGAGCCUGCAGGUGCUGCAGCUGGGCUACAACAAGCUCAGCAACCUGACUGAGGGCAUGCUGCGCGGCAUGGGCCGGCUGCAGUUCCUCUUCGUGCAGCACAACCUCAUCGAGGUGGUGACGCCGGCCGCCUUCUCCGAGUGCCCCAGCCUCAUCAGCAUCGACCUGUCCUCCAACCGCCUCAGCCGCCUGGACGGCGCCACCUUUGCCAGCCUGGCCAGCCUCAUGGUGUGCGAGCUGGCCGGCAACCCCUUCAACUGUGAGUGCGACCUCUUCGGCUUCCUGGCCUGGCUGGUGGCCUUCAACAACGUCACCAAGAACUACGACCGCCUGCAGUGCGAGUCGCCCCGCGAGUUCGCCGGCUACCCGCUGCUGGUGCCCCGGCCCUACCACAGCCUCAACGCCAUUACUGUGCUCCAGGCCAAGUGCCGCAAUGGCUCGCUGCCCGCCCGGCCCGCCAGCCACCCCACGCCCUACUCCACCGACGCCCAGCGGGAGCCUGACGAGAACUCGGGCUUCAACCCCGAUGAGAUCCUCUCCGUGGAGCCGCCGGCCUCCUCCACCACCGACGCGUCCGCCGGGCCCGCCAUCAAGCUGCACCAGGUCACCUUCACCUCGGCCACGCUGGUGGUCAUCAUCCCACACCCCUACAGCAAGAUGUACGUGCUGGUCCAGUACAACAACAGCUACUUCUCUGACGUCAUGACGCUCAAGAACAAGAAGGAGAUCGUCACGCUCGACAAGCUGCGGGCACACACGGAGUACACCUUCUGCGUGACUUCGCUGCGCAACAACCGCCGCUUCAACCACACCUGCCUGACCUUCACCACACGGGACCCCGUCCCCGGCGACCUGGCGCCCAGCACCUCCACCACCACCCACUACAUCAUGACCAUCCUGGGCUGUCUCUUCGGCAUGGUCAUCGUGCUGGGGGCCGUCUACUACUGUCUGCGCAAGCGGCGCAUGCAGGAGGAAAAGCAGAAGUCCGUCAAGGUCAAGAAGACCAUCCUGGAGAUGCGCUACGGGGCCGACGUGGACGCCGGCUCGGUGGUCCACGCCGCCCAGAAGCUGGGCGAGCCCCCCGUGCUGCCCGUGUCCCGCAUGUCCUCCAUCCCCUCCAUGAUCGGGGAGAAGCUGCCCACCUCCAAGGGGCUGGAGGCCGGGCUGGACACGCCCAAGGUGGCCACCAAGGGCAACUACAUCGAGGUGCGCACAGGUGUGGGUGGUGACGGCCUGGCCCGGCCUGAGGACGACCUCCCGGACCUGGAGAACGGCCAGGGCUCGGCGGCGGAGAUCUCCACCAUCGCCAAGGAGGUGGACAAGGUCAACCAGAUCAUCAACAAUUGCAUCGAUGCCCUCAAGUUGGACUCGGCCUCCUUCCUGGGGGGGGGCGGGGGCGGCGGGGACCCCGAGCUGGCCUUCGAGUGCCAGUCCCUCCCUGCGGCCGCCACCGGCUCCUCCGCUGCUGCCCCCGGGGCCCUGGAGCGGCCCAGCUUCCUGUCACCCCCAUACAAGGAGAGCUCCCACCACCCCCUACAGCGCCAGCUGAGCGCCGACGCCGCCGUGGCCCGCAAGACCUGCAGCGUCUCGUCCAGCGGCUCCAUCAAGAGCGCCAAGGUCUUCAGCCUGGAUGUGCCUGACCACCCGGCUGCCGCCGGGCUGGCCAAGGCCGACUCCAAGUACAUCGAGAAGGGCAGCCCCCUCAACAGCCCGCUGGACCGGCUACCUCUGGUGCCCGCGGGCAGUGGGGGCGGCGGUGGCAUCCACCACCUGGAGGUGAAGCCCGCCUACCACUGCAGCGAGCACCGGCACAGCUUCCCCGCCCUGUACUACGAGGAGGGCGCCGACAGCCUGAGCCAGCGCGUGUCCUUCCUCAAGCCGCUGACCCGCUCCAAGCGGGACUCCGCCUACUCGCAGCUCUCCCCCAGACACUACUACUCAGGUUACUCCUCCAGCCCUGAGUACUCAUCCGAGAGCACGCACAAGAUCUGGGAGCGCUUCCGGCCCUACAAGAAGCACCACCGGGAGGAGGUGUACAUGGCCGCCGGCCACGCCCUGCGCAAGAAGGUCCAGUUCGCCAAGGACGAGGACCUGCACGACAUCCUCGAUUACUGGAAGGGGGUCUCGGCCCAGCAGAAGCUGUGACCCUCUCCUCCCUGGUGAGGUCGGAGGGGGAGGGCAGGGCGCGCGGGGAAGGGCCCGGGCGGCCGGGCGGGGCGCGCUGGGGGCCGAGGCCCCGCAGUGGACGCACACGCACACCCGCACGCACGCACCAUGCACACACCUGACCACCACCUGACUGUGAACACCACCACCCGACAAUAACGGACAGGAAAACAAAGACACGUUCUCCUUAAAGUUUACACACUGAUACCGACACCAGUGUCUACUGUGCUGCCCAGGGCUCUGCAGGGGUGCGGGCUGGGUGAGGGCGGGGGGGGCAGAUCAGGACGCCCAAAGAGGGUGUGGGGUCUGGGGCUCUGGGACGAGGACAGGUCUGGGGGAGAAGGAGGCCGGGCGGAGAUGGAAGAGCCCCCUCUGGGGCAGGAAGAGGCGCCCCCCAUCCUGGCUAGGCGCCAGGUCUCUUGGAGAUAGCACCAGGGGGCCGGUGGGCCUCACGGCCUUCCUUUAUGGAUGGGGAAACUGAGGCCCGGAGAGAGGAAGUGAUAAACCCAGGGUCACGUGGCAGGUUAGUCUCAGUGUCCCCACUCCCCAGCCCAGUGCUAUUCGUGCCCCCAGAGGCUGCCCUGGGUUCCCCCUCUGUCCACCCACCACCCCUUCCAAAGUGGUGGUCUCCUUGGGGCCGAGGGACUUGAGAAUCAGGAGGGUGCUUUUCCUUUCUAGAAAGCUCCAUGGCUGCAUCCCCAAAGCUGUGAUUCAUCAUGCCGGGGGGCUUCUACCCCCACCCCUACGCCAGCACCCGGGAGAGGAAUGAGGGGAGCAUCCCCUGCUGGGGGGAGCACGGGACGUCCCACCAGCCCCUUCCAGUGUCUUCCAAGUAGUCUGGGGUCUGAGGAGAGCGGGCUGGGCCAGCUCCCACCGCAUCUCAGGUGCAGCCCCCCGUGCUCCAGCCCCCCAGCUUCUCUGGGCCUCCAGGACCCCCUACUCAUCCCAGAAGGACAGCAGUGACUGUGAGGCCUGGGAGCGGUGGGGAGGCUGGUGUCACGGGAGCCUUCUGCCUGGGCCUCCCGCCUGCCUGACCCCCAUCAUGGGCUCUCAGGGCAGAUCUCAGCUGGGGUACCCACCCAUGCCCCUGGCCUCAGGGCCCCAGGUUUCCAAGGAAGUGGCCACUCCCCCUUGCUGACCCCCACCCAACAUUGAACAAAGCACAAACAGUGAGCACCCCCCAGGGCAGGGGGGCAGGUUGGGUUUCAGGGGCCCCUCCCCCCUCCCUGGCCAGUGUCUGUCGCCGCAGCAACCGGGGGCCUGGCAGUUAGGGCUGUUGGGCUCCUGGGGGUUCUUUCUCAGUGUGGGUGGCAGAGGGCUGCAGGGUGGGCAGGCCCCGCAGAGGCUGCCUUUCUCGAGAGCCAGGGGCACCUGGGACUAGCUCUGGGGGCCAGAGCUGGGGUCUUGAACACUCUCUAGGUGCCGAGGGGCCCGAGCCAGCAGGCCUUCCCUCCCCCUGUGGUUGGGAGGGGGUUGUGGGGGGGUAACUGUAGCUGGCCUGAGGCUCCCCAGGCUCCUGGUGAUGGGCAAACUCACUCCCCCAGCCCUGCCGGACACCCCAGCCUCUGGCCUGUCACCCACUUGGGUUUCUUGAGAUUUGGGGAAUGUGACUGGGGGGUGAGGGUGGGUGCUGGGGUGGGAUCAA